This is a messenger RNA of Moesziomyces aphidis, 1383 nucleotides long. NCBI's taxonomy places the organism in Eukaryota, Fungi, Basidiomycota, Ustilaginomycetes, Ustilaginales, Ustilaginaceae. The record is from the annotation of a GenBank genome assembly.
AUGCAGGGUUGGCGGCCAACGCAUGCAGAGGGUGCACAAGCGUCCAUCGGCUCGCCCGAACGCCUCGCCAUCCCCACUGAAAUCUGCAAAGGUGGCAACGUCCGCGCCACUGUCACGGCCACUGCCACUGCCACUGCCACACUGGCUCGCUUGCCCGGUGCGCCCGGCACUUCUCGGCUUGACCUCUGCCCGCCUCCCAACGUCGGCCGGCCGGCGAAAGGCGAAUUUGCUCGCCGCCCUCCUUGGCCUCGCUUCAAUUCGCCCUCAAUUCGCGCGCCAGUUCAGCCCAGCCUCUCUAAUACCCGUUUGCCGAUCAUGGCUGCCUUCAACUCUGCUCUGCGCUCCGGCGCUAUCCGCAGCCUUUCGGCUCGCGUCGCUCAGCCCUCGAUGCUCUCUCGAGCCGCUCGUGCUCCUGCUGCUUCCGCCAUGAAGACCUUCUCCGUCUGGGCGCCCGCCCGCAUGGGCCCCACCAGCGCCAACGCUGCUGACGGUGUCCAGGCCAACCCCGGCCCGCCCCCGCCCGUCGAGAACAUUGGUGUGGACGCCGUGCUGCGCCAGAACCCCAACUCGCCCGACAACCACACCACCACCAUCUUCCAGGAGUUCUCGCUCGAGGGCAAGACCGCCGUCAUCACCGGUGGUAACGGCGGUCUGGGUCUCGAGAUGGCGCUCGCCUACGUCGAGGCCGGUGCGCACGUUUACGCCAUCGACCUGCCCAAGGAGCCCUCGGAGGAGUUCAAGAUUGUCGCAGACCACUGCCGCAUCAUGGGCAAGCACCUCAAGUACGUCUCGGCCACCGUCACCGACCACGACGACAUCAACGCCUGCAUGGACUUUGUCAUGAAGGACUCGGGCACCGACUCGCUCGACGUCUGCGUCGCUGCCGCCGGUAUCCUUCAGACCUACGAUGCGCUCUCGUACCCCGCCGACGAGUUCCGCAAGGUCUUCGAGGUCAACACCACCGGUGUCUUCCUCACCGCCCAGGCCGCCGCGCGCAAGAUGCACGAGCAGAAGCACGUUUCGGGCUCCAUCAUCCUCAUCGCCUCGAUGUCCGGCUCGAUCGUCAACCGCGACCACCACUGGGUCGCCUACAACGCCUCCAAGUCGGCCGUGCUUCAGAUGGGCCGUAACCUCGCCGCCGAGUGGGGUCCCAAGGACAUCCGCGUCAACUGCAUCUCGCCCGGUCACAUUCGCACCCGCAUGACUGCCGCCUACCUCGACACCAACCCCCACCUGCUCACCAAGUGGUCCAGCUCCAACCCUCUUGGCCGCCUCGGCCGCGCCCACGAGAUCCGUGGUGUUGCCGUCUGGCUCGCCUCGAGCGCCUCGUCGUUCUGCAACGGCUCGGACAUUAUCGUCUCGGGUGGCCACAACAUUUGGUAA